AUGCUUUCACUGUGCUUUUAGAGGACAUUGAGGGGUACAUUAGAGUUAAAUAACAGCACAGAACACUGAGAGCUAGGACUGGUGGCUGUAAACAAACUUUAUGGGGCCGUGGGAAACUUGGCCAAACCCAUGAAAAGCGGACAUCUGGCUAAGUAAAAUCGUUCUGGAUGACAGAUGUUUCUGAAUAACAGUUCUGGACAAGAAAGAUUCAACCUGUACUGUCUGUUGGCACAAGUUCAUAUUGGUUUUAGACUUGUCACUGUCUGACUUUUUUCAUAGCUAGAACCAACUGCCAUCUUCUCUCUCUCUAGCAAGUGGUGCACAGUACUAUACUGCAGCUGCUGGGAUGAUAAGUAUUCCUGCAGAUCACGUAGCUGCAAGAGCAAAUCCAUCCAAUGUAGAACGUGUGCCUUGUAACGUCAGACACAUCCUCCUCAAUGACAUCACAUUGGAAGGAAGCUGACCCUGUUCCAAACUCCUUCCUUCUUCUGGUGCCUCUCCGAGGAAAGCUGAAAAGUGCUGGCUUCCUCAUAGUCGGACAGGGCUGCUCAAGUUUGGAAGCCCCUGGGGCCACAACUCUCAGCACAUGCCGAGGGGCACAAUUAAAGUGUGGUUACAUAUACAAACAAAUAUAUAUGCAAACAGCUUCUUUCACACUGACAGGCAUGAAUACAAGGGACUUCACACAAUGCCCCAGUACUCCUGGCCCCUCCUCCUUUGGGGCUAUAACUGCCGACACCCUGUACCCCUCUGUUCCAGCCAGCCAGCUUGCGUCUUUCAGUGCUCACCCCGCGUGGGAGACACCUCUCCAUGUUCAAAGGAUCCUACCUGCAAGCUGUAUCUAUAACCCCUGUAAACCCAAGCCACACCGUGGGUGCAAAUAAAAGGGCCGCGGGCCGUAUGUUGAGUAGCACUGCUCUAUGAGCUGCCUUUGUUAUGCAUUGUAUGUCUAGGUCCUGAUCCCGUAGUGAGAACCACACGGGAGCCUCGUUAGGGGUGAUGGUGACCAGCCUGGCUUGUUCUCCUUGUGGAUCAAAUCUUGCCUUGCUCUAAGCCAGUGAAACGGAAUUAGCUGCAGUGAAACUUGCACCUGAUUAUGUCAAGGACGACUUUGUCACAAACACUUGACUCUACAGCAUGUGAAUGUGGUGGUGUACUGAGAGAAUCCUCCGUUCCGGCUUGGUAAGACUUUGCGUGAUGUCAUAAAGGGUUACUGUGUCCACAUUCCGAUGAGUGGUAUGUUGAAAUUAUACUGUGGGAGGGAGAGGGUGAGCGUGGUAAAGUGUGUAGAGAGAACAGAGGCUGGGUCUGUGGAAUCGGCAGCUGAGCCCAGAAUGAGUCCUUGAAAAGCACCCAUUCCUUCCAGGAGAAACCUAGUGCCCUGGUUCCAAGCAAGAUGACGAGUUGUAGCAGCAGCGACAUGGGAUGCUGACCACAGCAAAGUGCUGGAACUCAUCCCGUGAACUCUAGUUCUACAGCAACCCAUGCUCCCUACCUGGUGGGGAAAUCUAACCUGGCAUUUACUGGUAGCUGCACUGGAAGAUUGCUAAUUAAGUACACCGCUAGAUAUAUUGGUACAUCCAGGUAUGGAGAUAGAAAUACAGUUUGCGGGAGCAUGGACAUUCGAAAUAACCUGACACGUUUGAAUAUGCUUGAGAACUGCACUGUGAUUGAGGGCCACUUGCAAAUAUUGCUGAUGUUUAAAACCAAGCCUGAAGAUUUCCGUGAGUUCAGCUUUCCCAAAUUGACUAUGAUUACAGACUAUUUACUGCUCUUUCGGGUAUAUGGGCUAGAGAGUUUAAAGGGGCUUUUCCCAAACCUCACUGUGAUUCGAGGAACUCAUCUCUUCUUCAACUAUGCUCUGGUCAUUUUUGAGAUGGUUCACUUGAAAGAGAUUGGCCUUUAUAACCUGAUGAACAUUACUCGAGGUGCAGUCCGGAUGGAGAAGAACAAUGAACUGUGUUAUUUGUCCACAAUUGACUGGUCUAGGAUUUUAGACUCUGUGGAAGACAAUGACCUUGAUGCCAACAAGGAUGACAAAGAGUGUGGAGAUGUGUGUCCAGGCACUGUGAAAGGAAAAAGCAACUGCCCAUCUACGGUCAUAAAUGGCAUCUUCAAUGAACGCUGCUGGACUCACGACCACUGUCAAAGAGUUUGUCCACCUGCUUGUAAGUCACAAGGCUGCAUCUCUGAUGGUCAGUGCUGUCACAGCGAAUGCCUGGGCAACUGCUUGGAGCCCAACAAUCCAGAGAAGUGUGUGGUUUGCCGUAACUUUUACCUUGAUGGCAAGUGUGUGGAGACCUGCCCAGCCAAUUACUAUCGCUUUGAGGGGUGGCGUUGUGUGACCUUCAGCUUCUGCCAGGAGCUGCACAACAAGUGCAAAAAUGCCAGGGAAUCAGGGUGCCAUGUUAUUCACAACAAUGAGUGUGUUCAUGAAUGCCCAUCGGGCUACAUCAUGAACUCCAGCAACCUGCACUGUUCUCCAUGUGCGGGGCCCUGUCCGAAGGUUUGUGAUUUCAGCAAAGAGAAAAUAAUUGAUUCUGUGACCUCUGCCCAGGAGCUUCGUGGCUGCACCAUCAUUAAUGGAAGCUUAGUCAUAAACAUCCGUGGAGGAAGUAAUAUAGCAGCUGAGCUUGAAGCGAAUCUUGGUUUGAUUGAAGAAAUCUCAGGUUACCUAAAAAUUCGCCGCUCCUAUGCCUUGGUUUCUCUUUCUUUUUUUCGUAAGCUACAUCUGAUUAAAGGGGAGACAUUAGAAGCUGGGAAUUACUCCUUCUAUGCCCUCGACAAUCAGAACCUGCGCCAGCUCUGGGACUGGAACAAACACAACCUCACCAUAGCACGGGGGAAGCUCUUCUUUCAUUAUAACCCCAAACUGUGCUUAUCAGAAAUCCACAAGAUGGAGGAGAUAUCUGGGACUAAGGGGCGUCAGGAGAGGAAUGACAUAGCCCUGAAGACAAAUGGCGACCAAGCCUCUUGUGAAAAUGAAUUGCUGAAGUUUUCGUAUAUCAGAACAACUCAUGAUAAGAUCCUACUCAAGUGGGAGCCAUACUGGCCGCCUGACUUCCGUGAUCUCCUGGGAUUUAUGCUUUUCUACAAGGAAGCGCCAUACCAGAAUGUGACUGAGUUUGAUGGACAAGAUGCCUGUGGAUCAAAUAGUUGGACAGUCGUUGACGUUGACCCUCCCCCACGGUCAAAUGACGCAAAAAUUCAGUCCCAGCCAGGGUGGCUGCUGCGGGGCUUGAAGCCCUGGACACAGUAUGCCGUGUUUGUUAAAACUCUGGUCACCUUCUCGGACGAACGCAGGACAUACGGCGCGAAGAGCGAAAUUAUUUAUGUCCACACCAAUGCUACUGUUCCCUCCGUCCCAUUAGAUCCAAUAUCGGUUUCCAACUCUUCAUCCCAGAUUAUUCUGAAGUGGAAGCCGCCCUCUGAGCCGAAUGGGAACAUCACACACUACCUGGUGUUCUGGCUGCAGCAGCCCGAGGACAGUGAGCUUUACGAACUCGACUACUGUGUGAAGGGACUAAAAUUGCCAUCGAGGAUUUGGUCUCCCCAUUCUGAAUCUGAAGACCUUCAUAAAAAUAAUCAAAGUGAAAAAGAGGACGCCCGAGGGGAUUGUUGUUCCUGUCCAAAAACUGACUCUCAAAUACAGAAGGAGCAGGAAGAGUCUGCCUUCCGCAAAACAUUUGAGAAUUACCUCCACAAUGAAGUGUUUGUCCCCAGGCCAUCACGAAAACGAAGAGAUCUUGGUCGUGUGGCAAAUGCCACAGUGGUAGUACCAACUGUCGCAUCUUCAAUGAAUACCUCCUCUGCCAUGGCACCAGAAAAUGCAGAGGAACAGAAAUCUUUUGCGAGUGUGAAAUUUAAGGAGUCCUUGGUUAUCUCAGGUCUACGGCAUUUUACAGGGUAUCGCAUUGAGCUCCAUGCUUGCAACCAUGAUGCCCAAGAAUCCCGGUGCAGUGUUGCUGCAUAUGUUAGUGCCAGAACCAUGCCGGAAGCAAAGGCAGAUGAUAUUAUUGGUCCAGUUACCCACGAGCUGGUCGAAAAAAAUGCUGUUCAUUUGAAGUGGCAGGAGCCAAAGGAGCCGAAUGGGCUAAUUGUGCUAUAUGAAGUGUACUAUGGACGUCUUGGGGAACCAGAGGGGCCUCCCCACUGUGUUUCCCGAAAGCAGUUUGCUAAUGAACAGGGCUGUAAAUUACGUGGACUACAGCCUGGAAACUACAGUGUGAGAAUCCGAGCCACCUCGCUGGCAGGAAAUGGGUCGUGGACAGAGCCCACGUAUUUCUACAUGGCUGAUUAUCUGAACCCUCAGUCUAAUCUUGCUGUUGUUAUCGUCCCAGUCGUUUUUUCCAUCAUAAUUGCUGGAAUUAUUGGAGCCACCUACGUGUUUGUGAAAAAGAGGCAAACUGAAGGCCCCACUGGGCCCCUCUAUGCAUCAUCUAACCCAGAGUACCUGAGUGCCAGUGAUGUUUAUGUGCCCGAUGAAUGGGAAGUCCCACGUGAUAAGAUUAACCUGCUCCGAGAGCUCGGGCAAGGCUCCUUUGGGAUGGUGUAUGAAGGGAUAGCCAAAGACAUAGUGAAAGGGGAACCAGAGACUCGGGUAGCUGUGAAAACCGUUAACGAAUCUGCCAGCCUCCGGGAGCGCAUCGAGUUUCUGAAUGAAGCUUCUGUAAUGAAAGGGUUCAACUGCCAUCACGUGGUUCGCCUCCUAGGGGUGGUCUCAAAAGGACAACCCACACUGGUUGUCAUGGAACUGAUGGCACAUGGAGAUCUGAAAAGUUACCUUCGCUCCCUGAGACCUGACGCUGAGAAUAACCCCGGCCGUCCCCCACCAACUCUCAGAGAGAUGAUCCAGAUGGCUGCAGAGAUUGCCGAUGGCAUGGCUUACCUGAAUGCCAAAAAGUUUGUCCACAGAGACCUCGCAGCCCGUAACUGUAUGGUUGCCGAAGAUUUUACUGUAAAAAUUGGAGACUUUGGCAUGACCAGAGACAUCUAUGAGACCGACUAUUACCGUAAAGGAGGCAAAGGGCUGCUGCCUGUGAGGUGGAUGGCACCCGAAUCGCUAAAGGAUGGUGUCUUCACUGCUUACUCAGAUGGGUGGUCAUUUGGAGUUGUCCUAUGGGAGAUAAGUAGCUUGGCGGAGCAGCCGUACCAGGGACUCUCGAACGAACAGGUGCUAAAAUUUGUAAUGGAUGGAGGAUACCUGGAUCAGCCAGACAACUGUCCAGAGCGACUGCAUAGCCUGAUGCAGAUGUGCUGGCAGUACAACCCCAAAAUGCGCCCGACGUUCAUUGAGAUCAUUGAGAUGCUGAAGGAGGACUUGCACCCCAGCUUCCGGGAGGUCUCGUUCUUUUACAGUGAAGAAAACAAACCUCCCGAGACAGAGGAGUUUGAGAUGGACUUUGAGAACAUGGAGAGCAUUCCCCUUGACCCUUCCUCCUAUUCGCAGAGGGACAAAGCUCUGGGGCGGGACAAUGGGCCCUCCAUGGGCCUCAAGGGGAACUAUGAAGAGCAUAUACCUUACACUCACAUGAACGGUGGCAAGAAAAAUGGGCGGAUUCUGUCCAUGCCCAGGUCAAGCCCUUCCUAACACCUACUGUUUGGCCCAAAGGUUGUGUCUUUGCUUUUCUCCUCCAUGAAUCUCAGGACUCUUGUUAUUGCUGCCACAGCGUAUGACAUACAACUACGAACUUUCUGUUCAGAUUUUUAAUCAUUCUAUGAUUAAGAGACUUUUUGAUAAGUUGAGUGGUUGUCAAUGGACUUAUCUGUGAACAUAAAUGGAAGAGGUUUCCAUGGUGGCUGUCCCUUCUGUAGCCAUGGUUCAAAACAGGAACUGACCUAAUAAGUUAGGUUGAAAGAAGAAAAUCCACAUUUGCCAGCAAAGGAAAUGAAAAUGGAUGAUGUCUGAGCUACAUUAUAAAAGUGCAGAACAAAACUUCUGCAGUUCGUAAAUGGUCUCAGAAGAAUUCCAAGCUUGAUGGCAUCCUCUUCAGAAACAUUGUUUUUUCACUACAGCCGAAGGAUUUUAACACCCAUCAAUUGGACAUGCCAUUUCCUCAGAUUGACCAAUAGCUGCUGCUUUUCAUACUUUUUUAAUGAGUUAAAUCCGUGUGUGUGUGUGUGUGUGUGUGUGUGUGUGUGUGUGCGCGCGCACACGUGCGCAGUAUAAAUACAUGGGGUGUAUAUACAAAAAUAUACACUUCUUUUGUACAUAAGUUUUGUAUGUUCUCACAGAAGCGUCCCUCUUGUUGGAAGUGUGUACUCCUCUCUUUCCCAGUUUCCUGGAGUGAUUGAACUCUAAACAGAUUAUUUUUGUACUAAGGACUCUUGGGAGUAGUUUUCUCUCAUUAGCAUAUAAAAAAAUAUGCUAGGAGCCAAAGGAGUAGAAAUCUGAGAUUUGUGGCUACUUUCAAGACCAAACAAAACAGGAACCCCUAGACCUGCUAUCAAGCUUUCUGUCCUUAUUGCAUUGAGAAUAUAUAUUGUUUGUUGUAACAUAUUUAAAAUAUUUUUAGUUUUAAAUGUUAACUACCAUAUAAAUUAUUGACUGUUUCUGAUCCUUUUCGGGGGAGAAGAUUGGAGAGUUUGUUUGGUCUUAAAGUGGUACAUGGAUUUCGGAAUGAACUUUGUUUUAGCUGAUUACCCGCUUAGGAACUACAAAGCACGUGUUAAGUUUGUACUUGACAAGGCUUUCAAGUACAGUUUCAUGAUUUAUAUCCAAGUCAGCUGGCUCCAGUGAAAGCCCCAAGAUACAGAUGUUUGGACUUGUUGUUUGGCGGGAGAUGGCAAAGCAUUGUUUCGCCUCCUGUCGUGCAACUUCACUUUCUUUCCCUUCCUUGUGCACUUUUCCACAGACUUUGGAGAAAAUGGCUCCAGGUGAAAGAACGAAAACUCUUAACAGAACA
Molecule: messenger RNA, 6905 nt
Organism: Pelodiscus sinensis (Chinese soft-shelled turtle)
Lineage: Eukaryota; Metazoa; Chordata; Testudines; Trionychidae
Source: RefSeq, a predicted model, not a curated record